Messenger RNA from Lineus longissimus, 9380 nucleotides. Its product is annotated as CCR4-NOT transcription complex subunit 6-like. Gene Ontology annotation, molecular function: poly(A)-specific ribonuclease activity; protein binding. Lineage: Eukaryota; Metazoa; Nemertea; Pilidiophora; Heteronemertea; Lineidae. The transcript has 9 exons. Gene Ontology annotation, biological process: nuclear-transcribed mRNA poly(A) tail shortening. Gene Ontology annotation, cellular component: nucleus; CCR4-NOT complex; cytoplasm. The record is from RefSeq and is a predicted model, not a curated record. The coding region runs from base 940 to 3744 and encodes 934 amino acids.
GUGACACAAUAGAGUUUAAAGUGUGACAAUGUACAGUUGUGAGCUUGGAUGCAACUGAAAGUGUAGUGUUUACUAUAGUUGGUAAUCUGUGACGUAUUGUUGCCUGAUUGGCCGUAGCGCCGCUUCUUAUCAUACUUUCACCUGGCAUGCAUACAUAAUGACAUGAGGAUGCACAGUCUUUGAACAACUACAAAGGAGAAAGGAGCCUGUUUGGUAAAAUAACGCUGUGUGAACAAGGACUUUGGAGGCAGUAGAGGGGAUAGUGCAUUGUGAAUGCAUGGACGGAGAUCAUUCAUGUGAAGAAGCAGCCCAUCGCAGCUCAUCAGUGGACUGUAGCAAAUUGGUUGCGGGUUUCUACAGAGAGUGCAUCGUUGCUUGGAUGAUACAGAUAAUGAUCACGUAGUAACCUACCUGUUGUCAUGAAAAUCACUCUUAAGGAUGUCCUUGAUAACAAUUUAGGCCUACUGGAAGUGACACCAUACCAACGAUGUUAGUUCACCAGCGUGGAUGACAACAAUCACAUAAGCCGGGUCAGAGUGUGAGUCAUGACAAGGAACUGUACUCAUGCUACUAGGAAGUGUUAUUUGUAAUGCUCACGCGCAUACAAAAAGGACAUCAAGUUUCAGGAAAUCUAAGAUGGCAUGCUACCGUGAAGAUGCCAGGAACAUUUCGGAUUGCAGUGCAUUGGGGUUAGGAGUAUAGGAGGUGAACUGACCAAUUAUAUCUGGGUCCUUUCAAGAGGCGGAGAGGUGGGCAGGUUUAUUUGCUCCUGAUCACUAUUCGAAUGCAAAUACCUUCUGAGUGUACAGAGAAAGUGGAGAGUUCAUCCUGGAGAGUUCAUCCUCUGACGUGGAGGUAACUAUAUUCUCGUCAUAUCAAACCCAAUGCCUGGUUAGGAAGGAGCAUUGAGGAGUUGCAGUUCAACAACACUGAGUCAAAAUGUCAAAAACUGGCCGGAGCCGUAAGCAGCACACAGCUGAAAUAUCCAUUGCCAGUAUUGGCAAUUUGGAGGUUAUCAGCGAAGAGAAUUUCUUGAAGCGGCUGGAGGGGAUGUCGUCAUGUGAGGACUGUAAACAUGAACGUUCAAAAUCAACGCAGUCAAAACACCGAAGACCGGUGAAAAACAAGAAAAAGUUUCGCCAGCAGAAACAAGCGCGGACCAACUCGCCGAUUGUUAUUAAGCUGUCCGAUACGUUGAAACCGCAGAAGAGUCGGAGGAGAGGUUCGAAGGGUGCAAAGAUGGAGGAGGAAACUGUUACUGUUAACACUACUAGCUCAGGGAAUAAUAGUAGCAACAGCCUGGAGAUGGCUGGCAGCAAAUCCGAGAAGAAUUUCUCGGCUAUGAUCUCAAUUUUAGAGAAAUGUCACCAGAAGCAUUUCUCAUCUGAAUUUUCUUUGAACUUGAACAUGGAUAGUUCACUGUGCUCACAAAGCAAUGUCCUGCUGAAUAAUACUCGCUCACCUUUACCGCACACGAGGAAUACUCCAACUACCCCAAAACAGUUUUUCGUUCUUUCAAAUAACGUGGAUGUUAUUUGCAAUGAUUUGUCGGGAAAACCAGGCUCCGUGGUCGGGGGUGAUUCUUCAUCAUUAGUACUAACACAUUCUCAGGCAGAAAAUGGAGGACCCAACACAAUAUUAGUGGACAAGGACUUAAGCAGGGAUGAGAUGAGUCAGCUGGUCGAAUACACCACUGGCUUUGCUGUGACUCGUUUUGACUGUAUGCAGCUUGAUUGUGCCGAUUGCAUCUCAUGGCCAAGUACUGUUGCAAAGUGUCGUAGCGUGGGGGAUCACUUGGAUCCUGAUGACGAUGACACAGACAUUAGCAGUGAGAGUUCUGAUGCAACGGAUACAGACACUACCACCAUUAUUUCUACGUCUUUUUCUUCGUCAUUGCGGCCAUCUGUUUCAGAAUCUACAUCCUCUUCAUCACCUGUGUCUUCAUCGGAUGAGCUUAGCUCAACCCCCGCUGAGACGUCCUCUGAUAGUGAUGAGGACGAAAAACAAGAUGUGGUCAUUUGUUCUCCAAUAACCAAACCUAAAACUGCCAAAGCAGAAUGUGCUUUGAUUACAAAACCGAAAGUCAUCAAAACGGCAGCAGUUACAAAACCAAAGACGGUGAAAGCUACUUGCAGUACAAAAACAGUUAGGAAAGAAUCAGUAACAGUUUCUACUAAAGGUAAUUCAGCUACUCAAGAAAAGCGCAAUAAAAAAUCGGCCAAGGACAAAUCUAAAUCUGCUACACCACAAAUCUUUACUAUUCAAUCUAAAACUGGUGCUGUACAAGGAGACAGUGUCUACAUAGACCUUACUGAUUGUGAUGUGGACAUUAGUGUUUUCUAUCAUCCAAAACCAACAGAAUAUGAUUGGUGCUAUCCAUCCUCAUCUGCAGCGCCGUGUUACGACGGCUACUGGUACUACCCGCCGAUGUCGUACACAUACUUUCCUUCCUACUACAUGCAACCACCUGUCGUGUCAAUACCGAGACCACUCUGCGUCCCUCGAGAUCAGGAUAUACUCGCUUCAUCAAAGACAUGUAUGAUCCCAGCUCAUGAGAUCGAAAACUUCACUGCUACCCAACCUGCCCAAAGACCAUGGAUUCCCUUGGCACACCCUGAAAGAAAUCGCCCAACAGCGAUCUUCACAGUCAUGUGCUACAAUGUCCUCUGUGAUAAAUACUGCACACGCCAACAGUACGGGUAUUGUCCAACGUGGGCCUUAUCAUGGGAGUAUCGGAAAAAAGGCAUCAUCGAAGAGAUCAGGCAUUAUAGCGCGGACAUUAUAAGCCUCCAGGAGGUUGAAACGGACCAAUUUUAUCAUUUCUUCCUGCCAGAACUGAAGUCCGACGGUUAUGAGGGUGUUUUCGCGCCGAAAUCCCGGGCUCGCACAAUGAGUGAAAAUGAAAGGAAGCAUGUCGACGGUUGUGCUAUUUUCUACAGGACAUCCAAGUUUUCUCUGUUGAAAGAACAUUUGAUGGAGUUCAACCAGAUUGCGAUGGCGAGUGCCGAAGGGUCCCAUGACAUGUUGAACAGGGUAAUGACAAAGGACAACAUUGGCCUCGCCGCUCUUUUAGAGACCAAAGAGGGUGUGUUUGAAAAUGGUGUACCCCCAGAUAAUCAAAUAAGGCAGCCGAUCCUGGUGGCGACAGCCCAUGUUCACUGGGACCCAGAAUACAGCGACGUCAAGCUUAUACAAACCAUGAUGCUCAUGUCCGAUCUGAAGAACUUCAUCGAAGAAACAACAACCAGUUUGCGUCCAGGCGCUCCGCUCGCCGACUGCAAUAGCCUGCCGCUGAUUCUGUGUGCUGAUCUCAACUCAUUACCAGAAUCUGGUGUGAUUGAAUAUCUGGUGGAAGGAAAGAUUGCGGCCAAACAUGUCGACUUCAAAGAUUUGGGUUACGAGGAUUGCUUACAGAAACUCACUACGAUCGACAACCCAGAUUUUCUUGGUCAUGAUUUUCGGUUGUCGCGUUCGUACAGCGACGACGUGAUGCCGUACACAAAUUACACGUUUGACUUCAAGGGCGUCAUUGAUUAUAUCAUCUUCUCGCGGGAUUACAUGACGACACUCGGAAUUCUCGGCCGAAUCGACCCCGACUGGUUCAAGGACAACAAAGUCAUCGGCUGUCCGCACCCACAUAUCCCGUCAGAUCAUUUCGCACUACUGGCCGAGUUCGAACUCCACGUACCAUAUCCUACAAACACACGAGGGAACACAAACAAUUUUCAUGGUUCACGCAGGUAGUCACUUUCUGUGCCACCGAUAACACCGACCAACUCCGUGAAUUUUCUCCACCCGUUGAGAAGCAAUGAUUGACUGUUUCGUACUUCUGUAGCUCAAACACUGUCAGCUGCUGCCAUCUUGUGUCUGAUGAUGGUUCUACGCUUAGUUAUGGUGCUUCUGGCAAUAUUUCUGUUAGUGGUCACAGCUAAAUUUUUGUUUCAUCUUAGGUUGGUAGGAAUUGCCUGUGCAAUUCAAAUACUUAUGUCAUGGAAAUGUGCAUGGUAGUUCCUGCAUGCUCAGGUGUAGUUGACUGUGUGCAAUUAAUGGGGGUAUUUCAUUUUGAUACAUAAAAAACUUGCUGCAGUUUCCUGCAAGGCUUUGAAUUGAAAUGGGACUGUAAUAGAACUGUUAAGGUGGGUUUUAAUUGGAAGCAUUUUAUUAAAGUGCAUAAUCUGCUGAAUUUAUUUUCCACAGCAUUUCAACUUAUUUGUGCUGCAAGCAGUGGUAGUUUUUUUUGUUUAAAUGCCAAGUUAAAAUCAGUUUUGCAGGAAACUGUGAAUAGUUCGGGUACUUAAGCAAAUAUCUGUUGGAAUUAAAAAAUAUCUUGCCUGAAUUUUUGGGAUUGUCUUCUUUAUCAUGCAAAUUUUGCAGUCUGGCUCCACUUAAACGUUGGCAGUUUCCCCAUUCUGAUUGCUGUUUAAAUUCAAAGUUUGCUGUGGAGUGUGAAAGCACCCUGAUGCAAUCAGGCUAUAAGCCCUUUUAUUGAUUUCCAUAACAGCGGAAACAGCUGUUCUUGUUGGCAAACUGUGGAAACUGUGUGUCAUUUACCGCCAUUGGAUUAAUUUCAAUGUAAGUUUAUGACUCAGCAAUCGUAACUGACCACAAACACCCUCGUGGGAAACGGCCAGUUCCAACUGCAGUUGAAACGUUUCUUUGUGGCAAUGAAAUCAACUUUGAAAUAGUGCAAAAUGCUGCAAUUUGGACUAUGGUAAAGACUUCAAUCAUCGGAAUUUUAGAGGGAUCACGUUCUUUGCAUGGUCUGACUGUCUACAACUUUGACACCAUCCAUCCACUUUUGGUGCAUUUCUUCAUGAACUCAGUCAAUUAUGUUUGUUGCUUUGUCGCCACAAAGAAUUUCAAGGUAGGCUUAUCACGUCUUCAGUCAAAUAUCUUCUGUGGCCAAUCUGGUUAUGAUUUUAAAGUGGUCUAUUAUCUUUCUCGUGCACUAUUCUGAUUAAUUUCAUCUUAGUUCACAAGUUUGAGCUCGAGCCCUUGUAAAUUUAUUUCGUAGUGACAUAUUCAACGAAUUCAACAUUACUUUUGUUAAAUUUAGCAUGAAAUCUGUCUGAAUAAAUGAAUUUUGAAGAAUCUGAUUUUUGUUCAAAAACUGAGGAAAUGAAUUGAUGCGCACAUUUCUUGACUUUCCACCUGAAUACUGGGGCACUUGUCUUGGGUAUUUAUUUCUGUACAUACAGGCACUUACAUAACUUAAUGUCUCUUUCUAUUCAAUUUGGAUGACUGUUACGUAAUUGUUUUAUUCAAUGAUCAUAUGCUAGAUGUUUUACUUCAUGUUGGGUGUGAGACCUAGGUGUAUGUUUUGGUAGCUAUCUCAUAAUAUUUUGUGUCCAUUUCUGUGUAUAAAUAGAAGCAUGCUAACAUUAGCAGAAUGAUUUUAAAUGUCUCUUAUGUUUUAAACUGUAGCACUGAUAUUUUUAUUCUGCACACAUUUUUCAAGUGAAAAGUGGAUGGAUGGUUUAAAAGUUGAACAUAGGUUUGAGGAAAUAUUAUUUAAAUAAUGAGAAGGAAAUAUUUCACAGGUCAACCCAAAAUUUUGGAAAGGUGAAAAUUCUUGUUAAUUUUGACUUUGAAUGGUUUAAACCACGAGUUGUCUUAGUCUAAAUGUUGGUAGUAUUUAAAAAAAGACACCUGUGUAAAUUUCCAAACUUAACUUAAACUUGCGGAAAGAGUUAUAUUUCUUUUGCUGCUUCGGCGAUUGGAAAUUCUUGCUCUUAAGUAGAUCUUGGAAGUUUCUGGUAAUUCUCCUGUAUAUAGGCUAAAUUUUGUACUGCUUGUCCUCAUUCAGGAAAUGCGACUAGUUUUUCGCCAAUUUUUUUCAGCAUGAAGAAGUGAAUGGUAUUGAAACAUAUCAUUUGUAUUUGAUUGGCUGUUUCUCGUUUGCUAUGUAUUCUAAAUCGUUGCUACAGUCAGUCAUUGCUCCAUCUGGUGGGGAAAACAUAAACGAGGAAAAUCUUGCUCUCAUAAAUAACAUUGUUUCUUUGUGAGAAAUGACAUGGCAUUUUGAUUCAGAAAAGUAUUUUCUGGAAAAUUUGGUGGCCGUUUGUUUUUUUCCGGUUGUGCCAUGAGAUUAAAGUGUCACAAAUGUUUCAGCUACCCGUGGAAUUGGUAUUGAAUAUGAUGGACUCACCCUGAUAUAGUAUCAGUCAUGUAAAUGUAAAUGGAUUAUGAGGAAAGAGUGUCUAUUUUUGAAGUCACUGCUAUGUAUAUAAAUGUAUAAACUCGAGAAUUUGGACACUUUUGGACAUGGACGUGACGUAGUCAUUUCAUGUCCGAGCUGGCUUGGAUAAUGGAUCAUGAAAAUGUACAACAUAAUUUGAUUUCGUAGAAAUUGAUCACUGGUUUCUUUGAAAGUUUGCAUCAUUUGUCUAAUUCUUUCGUAAUGUCUUGAUCGAGUCGAAAGCUUUAUUUGGGAAGAUACUGGUACUAACGUCAUCUUGGAAACUUAGUUGAAACUACUUUUAGGGAUCCAUCAAACGGUUUUAAGUCGGUAGAAAGGCAUGUUUUAUACUUUAUGGGUAUUUAUGAUACCAUCUUGGAAGAUCUGAGGUAUGCAAAAAAGAGUAGGAAUAUGACAUAUUUAGAAUUUGGCGAAUACAAAACUUUGUUUUAGUAGAAGUAAAUUUCUGAAGCCACGCUUAUUGGGUGGUACAUUUUCCCAUUAGGAAUGGCGUCGAGAUUGUCUUGCUAAACUUUUGUCUUUUUGUCAAGAUGACCAAUGUUGACUUUUUUGAUAUCUGGGUAUGAAUUGGUUAAAUCUUCUGAUUGCUGGUUUUCAGUCAAUCAUCAGGCAGUCGGUGGUGUCACUCCGACAAACGUCUGCUUGUAUUUUGGGCAACAAAAUUAGUAAAGAAACAGUACCGAAACCUAUGAGAAUCAAACAGAUGUUUUUGAACCCUUAACCCACUGUCAGAUUGGCUGAAUUCUGGUGACUUGUCUUGUUUUUGAUGACAGUUUAUUUAAGGUCAUCAGUGUUGGUUGGACUUUAGGCAGCUCAUUUAUCAUUAUUCAUUCUCAAUUUCACCUCUUCAGGGUUGUUUUGGGUGAUUCUGCAGUUUGGCACAUUUUCCCAAAAAGUAACUUGGGCAAAAACAACGCCUGUGCCUUAUCUUUCAUACUUUUGUUUUAUUGUACUUCCAGUUGACUAAUUUUAGAUUAAAUCUUUGCAAAAAGGGAUGAAUUUCUGGCUUUGGCUCAAUAUAGUAGCACUAUUUGCUGGCCAUUUUUUGGAAGUGGAAUCAAAAUAGCUUAACAUGGAAACUGCAAAACUGCAUAUUGACCCAUCAUGUCUACAUCUAAAAGUUUUUAGCUAUGAGCACGUUAUCAUAAGCUAUCAUUGGGAGAAAAACAUUUCAAAAUGUCACUGUGUUUUUGGUUUCAAAAUCUUCAUAGACACUGGGUACUUGUAGGGUGAACAAUGGCAGCAUUUCUGUGGGUUCGGGAUGACAGAUGUAAAAAAGAUUGCUUUCACCGAGUAUUCUGGCUAGGAAAUUUAGAUAUAUCUGUGUAUGGCUUUUCUGAAUGCACAACAGAAGGAGAUUGUGGGCAUAGGGAAUUCUUGACAUGAGCAACUUGAGGCACAGAAUGGGCAGCGCUUGUGCAUUGUUGAUUUGGUGCGCCAAAGAUUAUUCCCACCUUGAAGUAAACGAUAAUUGGAUUACAAGUACGAAAUUGUGAUCUCUUAUUACAAAACUAAGAGUAUUUUUCCAUUUAAAAUAGUGAAAAUAGAGUAACAAAUAUAGCCUUUUUUAUAGGAGUGAUUUACCUUAUAGAGAAUCACUGCUUGAUAGGUUUUUAAGCACUAAACAUAGAUUGAUUUGAUAAUCUUAUAGAUUCUUGAGGGUUCUCUUCAAGUUGAGCUCUGUGGUGGAAUUUUCUGUCCGAUUAUACUGGGUGAGAAAGCACAUAAUUGUCAAAGAUAAUUUAUCGCCUGUUUUUGAAAAUUCACGAAAAAAGUACUAGGAUUGCAAUUUUUUAAUUCUGAAGAUUUGGGUACUCAUUCAAAGUUGUUAGGGUGUCAUUUUUUUUCAUAGGGUUUUGUAUUUUUUGUACUCCUAUGAUUUUGGUUGAUAUCAAAUUGUCAAAGGAUUCAUAAAAUUAUAAGUGCUUCUGUAAAAAAGGCUUUGAUUGGGUCUCAAUUCGUAGCCACCAUGCAUAAUAUUAAAGUGUGUGUCAAAACUAAAUUUCACACCAUAUUUGGGGAAACGUCUUGGUUUUGCAAAAGUCCAUUGACAAUUAUGAAAGUUCUACUCAGAAAUUUUUUUUUUGGACCCCACAUUUUCGAUUUAGUUCCUGAAGAUUAAAAAGAUAAUGGUUGUUUCAUUGGGUCAGGCUAGUGCCCUCGAGAGAAUAACUUACUUUUGACAUACACUGUGGGUGUGAAGUAAAAACUCAGGAUAUUAGCAAAGCUAUUCAGCCGAGUUAAUUAGGUUGAGAAAUUUUCAAAAUAUUCGUUAACAAUUCACAAUGCAAAUUAACCCCUUUUAUAAUAUUCCUUUUAUCCUUAUGUCUGAAGACAUCAUGAAACAAGUUUAACAUCUUAUCUCUGAACUCAACUCCAGAUCUUGUAUCAGUGCAAUUUAUUUAAACCUCUUAAAAUGAUCUGCAGAACAUUUUAAACUCUUGAUGAGCAUAUGAAAAACUUAGCUGAAAGGUCAAAGCGAUAUUUCGAGAUGAGCAUGUGUGACAUUUCACAUAUUCAUGAAGUGCCCAUCAAUUUGACAGGCCUGCAGUACAGAAAUAACAUUGUUUACAAUGCCAUUAAAACUAAAAAAAUUUAAUAAGGAUCCUCCAAAGUGUUUUCCUCAAAUUUAUUUUUCAUUUCAAGUGUUGUCUGGUAAACACUACAGAUGUUGUCAUCUGCCUGAGCAGAACACUUGUUGUUCAGUCGAGUAACACAAUCAUCUCAAGUCCAAUGGACUAUAAUUGUAUAUCAUGUUCUACGGAUGAUCAUGCUUUUUCAAAUUUGUAGAUUUUUGCCUGGCGUUUUUGGCUGGGUUUAGUCUACGAAAUUGUACCCGCGGCCUGUUGGUCCGGUCACGGCAGAUUCAAAUGUAGCAAUAGUGAUUGCCAUGUAGACAUCAUGCUUUGCCCAGCCAUCGUUAUGCAAGUCAAAACAGGGUUAUUAUUAAAGCAUAUUUUGUACUUUUGGAACUGCCAUUGUAACUUAUAAUAAAGUAUGAAUAGAUAAAAACAUGUUAUUUUGCUGUGGGGCUUGCAUGAUGAUGUGCUGGUGUUUUUACUACUACUAUGACAUUCCUGUAAACUUAUCAGAUGGGUUGUCAUCACACCUUAAUAACCUGUUUGUAUAUUUUGUGUCCAUUGUUGAGGACGAAUAAAGUGUCCAGAUAAUGCAUUAGAAA